This is a messenger RNA of Lotus japonicus, 1336 nucleotides long. RefSeq names its product wall-associated receptor kinase 1-like. Gene Ontology annotation, biological process: cell surface receptor signaling pathway; protein phosphorylation. Gene Ontology annotation, cellular component: plasma membrane. The record is from RefSeq and is a predicted model, not a curated record. The coding region runs from base 125 to 1336 and encodes 403 amino acids. Gene Ontology annotation, molecular function: protein serine/threonine kinase activity; ATP binding. The transcript is spliced from 2 exons. NCBI's taxonomy places the organism in Eukaryota, Viridiplantae, Streptophyta, Magnoliopsida, Fabales, Fabaceae.
CAACCUUAGGGGCUUGCCAUAACACAAUUGAAAAUGCAUCAUUGGACACAGAUUCAUUUACUUCAAUGAUAUCUUUUUUUGAGUCGCAGAUAUUGAUGAGUGUAAGAGGUCGGGUCAUACAUGCAUGGAUGAAAAUCACUGUCGGAACAUCAAUGGGUCUUACCAAUGCUUUUGUCCUAAGGGGCAAUCAGGAGAUGGAACUGAGAAAAGAGGGUGCCACAAACAGGAAGUACUUACCAAAGUUAUAAUUGGAGCAGGUGCAGGGCUUAUUAUUCUAUUUGUGGGGAUUGCCUCCAUGUACUUACUAUACCAGAAAAGGAAACUAAUGAAGCUAAAAGAGAAAUUCUUCCGUGAGAAUGGGGGUUUCAUUUUGCAACAAAAACUCCAUGCAAGAGAAGAUUCCUCCCAAACAGCUAAAAUAUUCACAGAAGAUGAACUCAAGAAGGCCACCAACAACUAUGACGAGAGCGUAAUCAUUGGUAGAGGAGGUUAUGGCAUAGUUUUCAAGGGAAUUCUACCAGAUAAACGGAUUAUUGCGAUCAAGAAAUCCAAAAUAGUAGAUAAGAGUCAAAUCGAGCAAUUCAUUAAUGAGGUGGUUGUUUUGUCCCAAAUCAUUCACAAAAAUGUGGUCAAACUCUUGGGAUGUUGUUUGGAGACUGAAGUUCCUUUACUAGUUUAUGAGUUUGUCAGCAAUGGUACCCUUCAUGAUUUUAUUCACAAUGGAGGCAAGGAAGAAAAUGAAACAUGGAAAACUCGUUUAAGGAUAGCAGCAGAGGCAGCUGGAGCUCUGUCAUAUCUGCACUCGGAUGCCUUUGUACCCAUUAUCCACAGAGAUGUAAAGGGUGCCAACAUUCUCUUGGAUGACACUUACAGAGCCAAAGUGUCAGAUUUUGGAGCUUCAAAAUUGGUUCCGCUUGACCAAGCAGAUAUAGCCACAAUGGUGCAGGGAACUCUUGGAUACUUAGACCCAGAGUAUAUGCAAUCACAACAUUUGACAGAGAAAAGUGAUGUAUAUAGCUUCGGGGUAGUGCUAGUAGAGCUGCUAACAGGGGAGAAACCUAUUUCUUUUGACAGGCAAGAAGAGAAAAGAAGCCUAGCUAUGCACUUUCUAUCUUGCUUGAAAGAGGACCGCAUGUUUGAUCUUGUUCAAGCUGGAAUCAUGAAUGAGGAAAAUAAGCAAGAGAUAAAGGAGGUUCCUGUUCUUGCAGCAAAGUGUUUGAGACUUAGAGGCGAGGAAAGACCAAGCAUGAAGGAAGUGGCUAUGGAGUUGGAGGGAUUAAGACUAAUGGAGAAGCACCCCUGGACAAGUAGAGAACAAGAUUUGGAGGAGACUUGA